Macrosteles quadrilineatus (aster leafhopper) is the source of this 1482-nucleotide messenger RNA. RefSeq names its product proline-rich protein 36-like. The transcript is spliced from 6 exons. The record is from RefSeq and is a predicted model, not a curated record. NCBI's taxonomy places the organism in Eukaryota, Metazoa, Arthropoda, Insecta, Hemiptera, Cicadellidae. The coding region runs from base 43 to 1347 and encodes 434 amino acids.
UCUCGUCCGUCGUCCACACUCCGCUGUGAACCGCGGACGAGGAUGGAAAAGCAACAGGAUAGCAUCUCUACCGUCGGGGUGGGAAAGGAGUACCCUCCCAGCGAGGCCUACUCUUCGGAGCCUCCCCCGGCGUACCAGCGGCCUAGAGCGACAGCUGUGCAGAUCGCUAGGAUCGCAGCCACUACAGUGAUCGCUGUCACAUUCAUACUUGGCUUCUUCAUGUUGGCCUCGGCCUACAUCACGGCCUCUUACUCCUGCGCCAACUACAACCUGCAAGAGGCCAUCAGACAGGAGAUGGAGGAUCAGCCGCAGUACCAGCACUUGGUAGACCCGCUGCAGUCGGAUGAGAGCGUAGCUGCGGAUAAGCGAGAGUCUCUGGUGCCGCCCCCACCCGCCCAGAAUCUCCAGCAAGCCGCCCAGCAGCCUGAUAUGGCCACCCCUAUUCAGAUCAAGCUGCCACUCACUCUGGACUUCGACGAUCUCGCUGGGGCUCUCGUGGAGAAGAACCAGAGGUCCAGGAUGAACUGCGUUGUAGAGAAACGUCGUGCCGAGGAGGUGAUGGACCAUCAGCCCAAGACUGUGCGACUACCUUUCGGCGUGAACCUGACGACUGACCCGCGUUACGAACACGUCACUGGUGAGAGGAUGGCCAUCUUCUGCGAGAGCGGCAACGACCAGAGGCAUGUUCCAGUAGACAACAGCAUCGCCACCCCCGUCGUCGUGCCAGUUCCCAUCCACCAAGAGGCGAUGCACCUGAUCCCCAUGCCAAUGCCCAUGGGUUCCAACGGUCCAAUGUUCCCUCCCCACGGUCAAAUGUUCCCUCCCAACGGUCCUAUGUUCCCUCCUCAUGGUGGACCUCCCCCUCCCCACAUGAUGCCACGUCAUCCUCAGCAGAUGAUCCACCCACCGCCACCACAGCACUACCCUCAUCCCCACCCAGCCCAGACCCAGGCUAUCCCUCAGAUGGCUCACCCGGAGAUCCCAAUGUCUAUCCUGACCCGUAUCGCCCAGGAAGAGGCGGAGUCCAAGGAUGACUCACCGGUUCACAUUAUCGCCAGGGAGGAGAUUAUCCCGGUGUUUCACCCAGCUAGUCCCGAGGGAAGGGCGAUGAACCUCCCUCAGCACCCUGCUCCCGUCCCAGCGGAGAUGGUGCAGCCACCCCCACCGCCUCCACAGUUUGCUAGGAGUAUGCAGAUGCCACAGACUACCCAGCUGCACCCGGCCCCACCAGUGGAGCAACAAACAAGGCCACAUUACGUGCAGCCCAGGUCUGUACGCAGCGUGGAAGAUACGUUCCUGAAGAGAGAGAAGAGAGUGAAGCGUUGUGCAUGUGACUGCUCAUGCUAGACGCAACUGACCAAUCAAACUUGUACAUUUGUCAUGACGUCACACCCUCUACAUACGACGCAUGCGCACCCACUCGGGCUGUGUUUCUGUUAUUAAUAGAUUUCUUAAUAAACUUCUAUGUUAUGUUUUCUUUAA